AUGAGCGAUGAUAAAACUGAGUUUAAUCAAAUAUUAGAAACGAACCCAGAAUUCAUAAAUUGGGCAAAGGUUAGUGAUGCUUUGUGGCACGUGACCAAUGGCUCAGGCGAGUUAAAGAAGGAAGCUAUGUAUCAUCCACCAGAUCAAUCAGAAUCUGUGUCGAAAUACAUUGAGAGACGCCUGGUUGAGAGGGGCUGGCCGAAUGAGAUUGAGCAGAUACUUGUUCUAAUUAGAGAUGAAUCUAAUGCAACAGUAACAGCAACAGUACAUGAUAAUAAUGAAAAUUCAAGUAAUCCUAGCAAAUCAAAUACACCUAAUCACACAGGAUUAACAGAGGAACAGGAGGAAUAUAAUAUUAUUACUGCCAAAGUCUAUGACUCUAUAAAGCAAUUACCCCACAAUCCCGUGCAAAUUGCAAACACGAUAAUUAACUGCAUCUUUAACGCAGUCUUUGAAGCUGAUUCUAAAAUCAGAAUUCUGGCUUUGGAGGCUGCAAAUAAUGAUCAGCUUGAUAUUCGCACUGAAAGUGAAUACAUAGAUGUCUGGUCCGGCAAUAAGAAAGCCAUUAAAUUAUUGUCUGGCUGGUUUAAAGAUGCUUGCUCGACACACAAAUCUGAUAUUGAAGAAUGGAAGCCAACUCAGCUCCCUUUAUUGUUGUUCCUGACUAAAAUUAACUUUGAAACCGAGAAAAUUAAACAAGAAGAUUUCUUAAGUCUCGUUAAAGUGUUGUGUGCUUCACCUGACCCAAAUGUUGCAGAAGCAGCCAGGAACUUGGAGCACAAGUGGACCCAGCAGGUGUCACCGCCGCUACCACAGGGAAGAAGCUCAAGGUCGAGUUCCAAGCGCUCGAUCGAGACAGCCAACGAUGAAUCAUCCAAGAAGGUGAAAGUGGAAGGAAAGCCACCGGCCACUCUCUUUCCCAGUGCCAAGUCUACAAUAUCGAAGCUGCCGUCCUUCAAAAAGGCACCCAAGGUGCAGGAGAUACCAGGAGUACAUACGCAAGCGCCAGCGCAAGAAGGGAAGAGUAGUACACGUGCAUCUCCUCAACAAGCGCCGCCAUCUGCAGCAGCCAGCAGAGCGACACCAGUGAACAAACAAAACCCAUUCGCCGAUUCGCUGGCCAUGAUGAGUCAAGAGCACCAGAAGAAGCGCCCAACAUUCAACGACCACCCGGCCAGGCCACCGCCAGGACAGCGGGAACAGCGAGAGCAAGAGAAGCGCGCGGCGGAGUCGGCAGCGGAUAGUGCGAAGAAGGCCAACAGUAAAUCCGUACGAUGGAUGCCUGAGCGUGAGCUAGUCAGUGUGAGGUGGAUCGAGAGCCGUGCGGAGCAAGAUGACCACCACGAACACCUCGGCGACGCUAAGCAACUCGAAGUAGACGAGGGAGCUAUGCUUAAGAAACAUAUCACGUCUGUCGACGAAGAUCAACCAGAGGAGUAUGACAUUCAGGGACAAGCGGGUAAUCAAGCGCAGACGUACGCACAAUCACAAUCACUACCACACCAAACACCCCCUUCUACACCUCAAAAGCGCACCAAAGAUAUCAGACAGUGGUUCGAGCCGUAUAUCUGCGAGAGAAAUCUGGAUGACCAGGCAGAAUUAACGUCAUCCGAGAAAGAAGUACAGGAGCAGAGAGAAGCGACGACGAUAAUGGCUACAUAUCUCACAGAAGAUCAAAUACCAUUCACACCAGCAGAGCCCAAGAGGGUGCUUGAUUCGAGGAAUGACGAUGGAAAAACAACAGUGAUGAUAAAGUCAGACACAGCAGAUGAAGCUCCGCCAGUAGCUGGUGGAAUUAGUGCACCUUUAAAUAGUAUACCACCCACACAAUUUGGUUCUUCAUUCGGCUCAAUACCUCCAACGAACAGCAUCCAGCCUGAGCAGCAGAUGAUGCUCCAUAAUAUACUAACAGGUAAUACGAAUGCGGGUGGAUUGCCUAAUUUCUCCGCUUAUGACCUCCCGCCUAAGUCCAAGGCGUUUUAUCAGCAUGGGGAGAGGGAGAGGAAGGGCAGUGGAAGUUAUGGAGGUGGCUAUGGAGGUGGAUAUAGCGGCGGCUAUGGCGGUGGCUACGGUACCAACUACAGCGCUAAUCACAGCCCCGACAGCAGUCUCAACAUUGGCUCAAAUGGCUCAAACAACUACUACCAAAAACCAAAAUACGAAUGUAAAUUCUACAGACAGGGAAACUGUACCAAGGGGAGUAGGUGUACGUUCAAGCAUUCAGCAUAG
This is a messenger RNA of Wallemia ichthyophaga EXF-994, 2229 nucleotides long. RefSeq lists its product as uncharacterized. Bases 1 to 2229 code for a protein of 742 amino acids. Gene Ontology annotation, molecular function: metal ion binding. NCBI's taxonomy places the organism in Eukaryota, Fungi, Basidiomycota, Wallemiomycetes, Wallemiales, Wallemiaceae. The record is from RefSeq and is a predicted model, not a curated record. The transcript has 7 exons.